GUGAGAUCCUGAUCCCGUUUCCCGGUGGGAUCCCCUUAUCCGAUGGGGUCCCGUUUGCCGUAGGAUCCCAAUUUGAUGGGAUUCGUCACUCGAUGGGAUUGUGUUACUGGUGGGUUUCAGGUAAGGCUUUUGUUCCCGGUACCGGUAGGAUAAUAAAGGGUCUGUUUAAAGAAUAUACCCAUGAAAGUAUAGAACUAAACUAACAUUCAAGAAGCUUUUUAGAUGCCAUUAUAGUAGAGCAAUAUAGAACUUUCUAGAGUAACAUAAUUAAAUAUUAAUGAAUGGAGGCCCACUAGAGUCUAGAGUUUACAACUCCUUUUUAUUAUCAACCUAAAAAAAAUUAUAAGAAUCCCAUCUACAUGCACAGGAGCCAAAAUGAUCAAUAAAUUGAUCGUGUGCCCUUAAGAUAUAGAAGAAGAAGAAGGUGGCGUCAAAAUUCAGAGCUGCCUGGUUCGUAAAAAAUGCAAAGGUCAGACCUGUUGACACUGAAUAAUUAAUUAUAAUGCAUCCAUUUAUUUAGGCCCAGUAGGUUACUUAUCUAUUUUUAGUGUACAGAGCAUGAUCAAAAUCCCAGAGUAAUAUUACAUUUUCGCAAUUUUCAUUGAUUCUCGGAAGUUGUUGUCAUCAUGGUCGACGAAGCAACAAAAAGUACUUUGGCUAAAAUUCCUUUGUUGAAAACCAAGGCUGGACCCCGAGAUGGAGAUUUAUGGAUACCCAGACUAAAAGAAGAAUAUCAAGCAUUGAUACAGGUUAGGCCUAUUUGUUUCAUCGUUACUUAAAAUUGAUUCGAAAAAGGUAUCGCGCCUCGAAAGCUUAGUUUAGACAGUUUUACCGUUAACUAGUUUAACAUUUUUUAAUCAAUCAUAAUAUAUCAUAUGGUUGGGUGCCAGAUGGCAGAUGGUCAUGUUCUGAUAGAACAUAUGGAGGAACAAUGAUCAGUAAAUUGAUCGUGGGCCCUAAAGAUAUAGAAGAAGAAGAACAUGAUGAUAAGAAAAAAAUAUUAAAAAAUCAGCAUCAUCAUAAUAUUAAUAUUAAUAGUUAAUAGUAAUGGUAUUAAUAGGCCUAGCCAUUUGUCUUGUACUUUUAUAGUAUAAUAAGUAACUAUAGUAUAGUAUGAAAAGCAGAAUUUGUAGUAAAGAAUUUCACUUAAUAACACUAAAUUACAGACGUUUAAACAUUAUUUUAAAAAAAAAUUGUAAUUAUUUUAUUUUAAAUUACUAUCAGUACUUUAGGUAUGCGCGGUCCGAAGAAUGGCCUCUGAUCAAGUUACAGGACGCCUAGUAGUAGGAGAAUCGGAAUGUAGUUACAAUGACAGUCGUGAGAAUUUAUGGCUAAAUGUGAACACGGGAAGUGGGCGUGGGAUGUAGCGGAAAAAAAAAAGGUUGACCGCGGGGUGGGGGUAUCUUAGUAAAUGCUCUAGGGCAACGAUUCUUAACCCUUUUUUGCAGCGUUGCGGCACCACUCCGUUUUAAACAUCCCUCCCCCCAAACGUAUAAAUUACAUUGUAUUAAAAUCUUUAUCAACAUUUUAGAAUGGAUUUGUGUAUAGAGGAGAGCGAUUUUGAAAGUCAUCCUGGGCAGCAUUUUAUAAUAAUAAUAAUAAGAGGUCUUAUAUAGCGCGGUACCCCAGCCUAGGGCUGGGCUGACCGAGCUGUACAUAAAAAUUUUAUCAAAAGAGACAUAAUCAUGACAUUAAAAUAAAAUACAUUUAUGAAAUAAAGAACAGCAAUGUAUAUUCACCCACCCCACCACAUAACUUUUACAAGGCAAACCAUGGACGGCAGCCAGCAAGAUCGUUUAUCGGUCAGAGGUGGUCAGAGUUAAUAUCAGUAUAAGUAAUAAGUAAGCCACUAAAUAACAUGCAAGGUCUGAAAAGUUAUAUCAUGUGUGUUGGGUAUUUUGGGUUAAAAAAAAGACUAAUCAUAUUUUGUCAUAUUUCUCACUUGAAUCUACAUUCUAAGAAAUAUUUAUUUAUUUAUUUAGGCAUUUUUAUAUAGCGCUUACCUUAAAGCUCUAAGCGCUUUACAAUUAUUAAAAACAUGUAAACUAACUAAAAUAAAAAUGAGACAUUACGAUUUUUGUCCAAAAGCUCAGAACAGCCUGGUCAUAAAAAGAUUAUUGACUAUUAACUCAAGCAUAUUACUUAUUGCUUCUCAUAGUAAAGGAAGUGGGAGGUGGAUGGGGGUAUAGAUUUUAGGCCUCAAUUUUUCAUGUGGAUUUACUCAUGAAAAACACAUUGUGCAUUGUAGCUUAGGCCUAUAUGAAAUAUGGAAAUUCAUGCCAACACAUUUACAACGUGUCCUAAACUAUCUAACAUAGAAAACUCACAAGACAUUAUGUAUUAAGAAAAAUUAUGAUUGAAACAAGGAUAGAAUAUUCAAAUGGCCAGGACAAUAGUGUUAGACCGGAAUAUUUCUGGUCUGAAAAUUUCCCCUCAAACUUGAAUAUUUCCCGUCAAACCAGAAUAAUCCCUGUCAAAGUGGGAUGUAUGGUAACUCUAAAUAUAGCCUUUGAGUGUUAGAUAGGCCUAUAUGACUCAUCCAGUGCAUCAGUGCUGUUAGAUAGGCCUAUAUGACUCAUCCAGUGCAUCAGUGCUGUUAGAUAGGCCUAUAUGACUCAUCCAGUGCAUCAGUGCUGUUAGAUAGGCCUAUAUGACUCAUCCAGUGCAUCAGUGCUGUUAGAUAGGCCUAUAUGACUCAUCCAGUGCAUCAGUGCUGUUAGAUAGGCCUAUAUGACUCAUCCAGUGCAUCAGUGCUGUUAGAUAGGCCUAUAUGACUCAUCCAAUGCAGCAGUGCAAGAUGUAGAGUGGGAGGCCUAAACUUAUUAUCUUUGUUUAAUUUUAAAUUAGCCAUAAGAAGAAUUAUUUAUUUUAUAAUAACUAAACAAGUUUUUUGCUAAAAAUAAAAUGACUUAUAUUAUACCCCUAUGGCUACAGAGUUAAAUAUAAUGUUUAAAAUGAUAUAACUUAAAACUUACUCUAAUAAUGUAACCUUUUAAUUUUUUCUUCAGUAUGUCCAAAAUAAUAAAGAAAGUGACAAUGAUUGGUUCAGGCUGGAGUCAAAUAAAGAAGGCACACGAUGGUUUGGAAAAUGCUGGUACAUUCAUGAACUACUCAAAUAUGAGUUUGAUGUUGAAUUUGAUGUAGGUUUAUUUAUGAGACUUGAGUUAUAGCUUCACCAUUUUUUAAUGUCUCCUAAAUUAAAUAUUCUUAUUGGUGAUCUUAUUUGUGAUUUUGAAAUAAAAAUGUGAAAUGUUACGAUCAGCUGAGAUUAAUUACAUAUAUUUCAGAUUCCUGUGACAUAUCCUACGACAUCACCUGAAAUUGCAUUGCCUGAACUUGAUGGGAAAACAGCCAAAAUGUAUAGGUAAAAUAUUUGUUGAAGGGUAAUAAUAUAUAAAUAGGAAAUUGUAACAAAAAAAUAAGGUUUAACUAUGAUUUUAUAAAUUAUUGGUUAGUAAUUAAUAUUUAAUAAAGACCAUAAAGAUUAAACAUUUUGUAUGUUUAUGUCUUGGAUGAGGUUGGAAGUGACCAUAAACGGAUCCUCCUCCGAUUUUGUUAACUACCACCAACGCCCGCUUUCAGAAAAGGCACUGGCAGUUUCGGAACGUAAUUUUGGCUCAGUAAAAAACAGAGACUGAAGCCAAGCUGGCAGAGGCCCAUGCAAUAGAGCUAGAAGACCUAAAUGUGGAGGACGAGCUCUUCAUAGGCAAGAUUCUCGAUGGGGCCAGACGAGUAAUUGCAAGAAUAAAUGGAAGCCAAACCUUCAGACCCUACUGGAAUAAAAUUCUGAAGGGGCUGGUCAAGAAAUGAGCAAAGGAAGGUUGCCAAGAAGGAAACACCUGCAGCUAGAGCAGCGUACAACUUCUUGAUGGCCCAAUUUCAUGCCGAAGUCUUUAAAGGGAAAAGUCCAACUGGGUAAAUACGUGUAACCUUGCGGAUAGAUGGAAGGUCUGGCAGUUCUCUGGCAUGGAGAAGCAACGAAAUCUACGUUCCCUCAAAACAGCGGCCGGCACAGAGGCUAGCUGUGCUAAGCGCACCAAAGCACUAAAUAAAAAUUUUUCUUUAGUCAGUCAGCCAGCAAAAAGGCCAGAGAAGAUAAGCAAAGCGACCAACCAUCAAGCUACCGGCCCAUUUCCCUCACCUUGUGCAUGGUAAAAGUAACAGAGCGAAUGGUCAACACACAACUGUAUUGGUUCUUGGAACAAACCAAAAGUAUUACAACCAACCAAGGUGGCUUCCCAAAGGAUUGGCAGCCUAUGGAUCAGGUAAUACAAUUCAUCUUAAGUACUACCAAUGAGCUACAGAUGCUAAAUCAUACAGUCACGGUUUUCUUUGACCUCCAACAGGCUUAUGAUAAAAUCUGGAGGGUAGGUCUACUCUACAAGUUACGAAAGCUCAGAGUAAUAGCUAAUAUCCACAGGUGGAUUCAUUCUUUUCUAUCAAAUCGUAUUAUAUCCACCCGUGUCGGGGACAAGGUUUCGGACAUGUGCGCAAAUGAGGACGGGCUCCCACAGGGGUCAGCCUUGAGCUGUACCCUAUUCUUGGCGUAUGUGUACGACCUACAGUCACAUUCGCUAACAAAGAUCACAAUGUUUGCAGAUGACUUAGUAAUUUGGAGCUCUAGCAAGUCCAUCCAGCAAUUGCAGAGCUGGCUGCAAGUAGAUCUCACCAAGUUACAAGAAUACGAUCGGAAAUGGAGAUUGGUGGUAGAUGCGGAGAUAUCGGUCUAUACAUCGCUUACCGACCGAAGGAAUGCUCUUAAAGAAGAAAUUGAUCUUCACAUCUGUGUAGAGAGUCUGGGCUAGAUACAGGACCUAGCUCUCAGGUUGGUAUGUGGGGCAUUACAUACUACACCCAUGGCUGCUGUGGGAAUACUGUCAGACGUAGAACCAGUCAGGAUCAGGCGGGACAAGGCCAUCUUAACAACAAUGGAGCGUUACCGUUAAAUGUAAAGGACUGAACCCUGUUUCCAGUUACAAGAUUGGUGGGUAAAGUGGACAACGCUUAAAGAGACCCUCCUUUAAGGACACGCUCUGUUCACUUGAGAAUAAGCUCCCUUUACCAGGAAACAGGGAGAAAAUACGCCUGAUCCCAGCGAGAGAUCACCACAAGAUGGAUAGCAACCGCCAGAUGUUUGUCUGCCUCUGGCAAAUGUGGCAGUUACAAAGUCGUGCCCCCCAAAAUGAGCAAAGGAGUCCGCACUUCAGACUAUCGUGUCUUAUAAAGACUCUGUGGUAAAAGUCUUCUCAGACGGCUCCUAUCUCGCCAGCGAGAACAUUGCAGGCUACGGUGGACUUAUACAGUACCCAAAGGGGGUACCUCCAAUAAAGGAGAUUUCAGGCCCUAGUGGUACGAAUAGCACUGCAAUUGACCCAGAGAUCAAAGCCAUAUUAAUGGACUUGAAACAAGUGCACCAUAGACUAUCUAAACGUAAAACAAUUCCAUCAAUCGUAGUGUUCACUGACUCACAGUGUGCUCUUGAAAUUGUGAAGAGGUGCUCUUUGGACACGAAAAUGGCCAAUGCAAUUUAGGAGCUCAUACGAGACAUACAGUCUCAUGGAGGGGAAGUGACCCUCCAAUGGAUCCCAGGACAUGUGGGAAUCCCCCCACAAGAUAGAGCUGACUGUCUUGUAAAACAAAGCUCUACCCAGCCACAACCUAACAGGCCAAUGACCCAACUAGGGAUCAAGGCCUGGAUUCAGGACCCCUUUCUAGAGGAUGGCUAAAGAAUUGGGAGAAAGGAUCAAUAGCCCGGAAACUUUAUCGGAACAUGUGAAAAACAAACCGAAAGGGCUAUGAAUGGCGGCGUCUUAAACGACACCAGCAGAGCCUCAUCAUGCAGAUGAAGACAGAGCUCUGCCCUACCCCUGUCUACCUGAACAGGUCGCACCCACUGCGGCACCUGAGCUGACGUCACUGUGGACAGGUGCCGGAGACUAUAGACGCUAGGGACUGGUGUGACUGGGGUGCUCCCAGCUAACUAUGUUGACAGUCUGAUUGACAGCACAGCCCAACAGAUGAGGCAAACCUGUAACAUACUUGCCGGUGCCAUCAAAGAAUAAUAGCUCAAUGUAAUAAUUCAGUAUGUUUAUUUCUAGCAAUAGUAUUAGUAGUCGAUGGCUGUCUCUCCGGCAGUGCUGACUUGGUGUACUGAGUGCCACAGGGGUCCGUUUUGGGCCCGGUUCUAUUCAUAAUGUAUACCAGGCCACUGCUCCUCUUGCUUGGGAGGCAUGCUGUGGAGAGCCAGUCAUUCGCAGCUAUACAAGCAAGUUGAAGCUUAACGAUGACAAAACGGAAGUACUCCUUAUUUACGAUCACAAAUCAUCCAACGGAAGUACUCCUUAUUCACGAUCACAAAUCAUCCUCUAAUACAGCUCUUCCCACCUCAUUUCAAGUAGGUAACUCCGACAUACAGUUUACAUCCUCUGCUAGCAAUCUCGGUUACAUUCUGUCAAACAACAUGUCUCUCGAUAAUCAUAUCUCUUACAAUUGUCGCUCUGCAUACACCGCUAUCCGUCAAAUCAGCUCCAUUCGCCACUACCUCACAGUUAGUGAAACAAAAACCCUAGUCUAUGCUCUUGUUCUCUCUCGUCUUGACUUUUGCAAUUCUCUUCUAUCAGGUUCACUAAAACACUUCUUAGAAAAAUUACAAGAGGUUCAAAACUCAGCUGCUAGGCUUGUUCUAAAGGCAAAAAAAUGUGAUCAAGUAACUCAAAUACUUUAUUCACUUCAUUGGCUGCCUAUACAAGCACGUAUUGACUACAAACUUUCUGUUCUCUGCCACAACUUUUUCUCGAAUUCUUGCCCUUCCUAUCUUACCGAACUUCUUUCUGUCUAUUCAUCCCUUUGACAGCUUUGCUCCUCCGCAGAUGCACGUAUUCUUUCUGUCCCCAAAACUCGCACAAAAACAUACGGCGAACGAUCUUUCUCUUUCUGUGCCCCUAAACAAUGGAAUUCUCCUCCAUUACACAUCCACAAGAUACCGACCAUCACAGCCUUCAAAACUGCACUUAAAACAAAUUUCUUUAAACUCUACUAUCCUGACUGAUUCCCACCUCUGACGAAAAAACAAUGCAGCUGGGUGUCGUCCAUGGCUUGACAUGGAAAUAGUUUUAUAUAUACAUUUGUUUUGUUUGAUUUAAUUAAUGUAUUUUAAAUAAUUUUUUAAGUUCUUGAUUAUGUUUGUUAAAUUGUUUUUUACAUCAUGGUGAGCCCAGCCCUAGGCUGGUGUACCACACUAUAUAAAACCACUUAUAAUAAUAAUAAUAGUUACAAAGAAAAUAUCAGCUGACACUAUUAGUUUAUCAUUACAGCCAUUCACUCUUCUUGUCUUCAACAACUAGUCCAAUUGUUUUGCUCUAAUUAUUUUGUUUACUUUGAAGAAAUGGAUUGGGACCUUAACUUUAAUUUCUUUCCUAAAAAUUCCACAUUUCUGUCCUAUCUUUACUCAGAAUUGAUCUGUUUUGUUAAACCCUUUAUCUUUUAAUCUUUAUGAUCUUUAUUCCAAGACCUGCUUUCACUUGACAUUUCCAAAUCACUUGACAUUUCCAAAUCACUUACUUGUCUCCCAAUCCCAUAGCAUAAAUGCAUUGUUAGUUUAUUUUAUUCAAAUAUUCAACACUUGCAUAUAAAUUUACAGUUCAUAAAUUGCAUCUUAGUGAAAUAGAGGCUAUCUUGAUGCUCGUUUAAUUGUACAUUUCAGUGAAAAACAUAUUUCAAAACAAACUAAUAAAUCGUCAUAUUUUAAUUUUCAAAUGAGAAAGCUUAGCCCCCGGCCUGUGUGUUGCCAAAUUAUCAAUGAUAGCGUGAGAACAUUUCAAAUCUAAUCACAGAUUUGGAUUUAUUUUUUCAAUUAAGCAUUAAUAGAUCAAAUUCUGAGGUCAAUACUUUUGAUUUCUUAUGAUCAUUUUACACACAUUAUUACCAUAAUACAUAUUUUAUCUUUUACAGAGGGGGCAAAAUUUGCCUGACUGAUCACUUUAAACCACUGUGGGCAAGAAAUGUUCCCAGAUUUGGAAUAGCUCAUGCAAUGGCCCUUGGGGUAAGUGGAUAGCUCAUGCAAUGGCCCUUGGGAUAAGGGGAUAGGUCAUGCAAUGGCAGGUGGGGUAAGUGGAUAGCUCAUGCAAUGGCCCUUGGGGUAAGUGGAUAGUUCAUGCAAUGGCCAUUGGGGUAAGUGGAUAGCUCAUGCAAUGGCCAUUGGGGUAAGUGGAUAGCUCAUGUAAUCGCCCUUGGGGUAAGUGGAUAGCUUAUGUAAUGGCCCUUGGGGUAAGUGGAUAGCUCAUGCAAUGGCCCUUGGGGUAAGUGGAUAGCUCAUGCAAUGGCCAUUGGGGUAAGUGGAUAGCUCAUGCAAUGGUCAUUGGAGUAAGGGGAUAGCUCAUGCAAUGGCCCUUGGAGUAAGUGGUGACAUCAAACCCAAUUUUAUUGUUAAAUCUUUUCAACAUCUUUGUAUAUCUUCCUAAAGAUAAAUAAAACAUAGGGUAGGGGAACAUCCACAGAAAGACAAAGCAAAACAUUUUAUUUUUGCCGCAGUAUUUCCUUGGGAAAUUGAUCAUCCUGAACUUGCAUGAUAUCACAACUAUUAUAUUCAGCCUAGUCUUCUAGAUGUCUCCUUUGUACAUUUCUGUUCCUGCCAAUAUUGUGCAAAUUUUCUAUUACUAGAACUGUGUAUACUGUCGACACUUAUUGCAUUUCCCAUUCAGAACCUGGCUAGCAGUUAGUGUGUGUCAGCUGCCUUUCUACUGCCCAGCAGUUUGUAUGUGUCAGCUGCCUUUCUACUGGCCAGCAGUUUGUGUGUGUCAGCUGCCCUUUUACUGGCCAGCUGUUUGUGUGUCAGCUGCCCUUCCACUGGCCAGCAGUUUGGGUGUGUCAGCUCCCCUUAUUUAUCCUUUUGAAAGUUAUAACUUUGACGGCUAAACAAAAUAGUUUUUUUUAAUUGUAGAAAUGCGAUAUUAUGAAGGAUGUUGUAAAAAAUGUUUGGAUAGAUGUAAUCUUUAUUUCUAUAUCUAUUGGCAACUCUGACAUCACACUCUCUCCCUCUGCCAGAAACCUUGGAGUCACGCUUACGGACACCCUCUCCAUGGACAAACAUGUCACGAAUAUAUGUAGAUCAGCAUAUAACGAAAUUAGAAAAAUCAGCACCAUUAGACACCUCCUCUCCUUUGAUGCCACAAAAACUCUCGUCUCUUCACUCAUUCUUUCAAAAUUUGACUACUGUAACAUUCUUCUCUCAGGCAUUCCUCAACACCACAUAGAAAAACUUCAGAAGGCACAGAACUCAGCAUGCAGACUCAUUUUUAAAUCAAAGAAACAUGACCACAUUCAACCACACAUGCGGCAACUCCACUGGCUUCCAAUAUCCUCUCGCAUCAAAUACAAGUCUUCCAAUCUUUGCUUCAACUCGUUCACUGACCCUCACUUUCCUGUCUAUCUCUCUGAACUGUUGCUUCCUUACAUCCCCACAAGACAACUACGUUCUUCCAUUGACAGUAGAACCCUCUCAAUCCCAAGAACUAAAACUAAGACCAUCGGUGAACGCUCCUUCUGCUUCCAUGGGCCCACGUUCUGGAACCAGCUCCCCUUCCAUAUACGUCAUAGUGAAACCUCGUCCAUUUUCAAAAAGUCCCUUAAAACUCAUCUGUUUAGGUCCGCCUAUGACCUGUGAUGCACCCUCCUUGCCCUACCUCAUUUUCUGUUUCGAGUUGAUCCUGAAGUGUCAAAGUGUCCUCGUUUUAUAGCCAUUUUCAUUGUUUCUAUAAAAUAGUAGUUACUAUCCUAGUGUCUCAUUUGUAUUUACUUAGUUUACAUGUUUUAAUAAUUGUAAAGCGCUUAGAGCUUUAUGAUAAGCGCUAUAUAAAAAUGCCUAAAUAAAUAAAUAAAUAAAAUCUUGAAAUUGUGUAGAAUGGGAUAUGCACGGUUUGGGAGAUUGAGGUGGUCCAAGUAAAAUGUUUGGGAAUUGACAGAGACACAACGUACACAUCCUUAGUCAGACAAGAUAGAGACACAAUGUACACAUCAUUAGUCAGACAAGACAGGGACACAAUGUACACAUCAUUAGUCAGACAAGAUAGAGACACAACAUACACAUCAUUAGUCAGACAAGAUAGAGACACAAUGUACACAUAAUUAGUCAGACAAGACAAACACAGCAUACAGAUCAUUAGUCAGACAAGACAGAGACAUAACAUACACAUCAUUAGUCAGAAGAUGGAUUGACCAAAUCCCCAAACUAUAAAGUAGUAUUAAUAUGAUCAUGAUUAAUAAAAAAAAUGGUCAUAAUUUUAAAACACUUGCAAUAGUUUAGACUAGGCAUGUUUCCAUAGGCAUGUUUCCAUAGGCAUGUUUCCAUAGGCAUGUUUCCAUAGGCAUGUUUCCAUAGGCAUGUUUCCAUAGGCAUGUUUCCAUAGGCAUGUUUCCAUAGGCAUGUUUCCAUAGGCAUGUUUCCAUAGGCAUGUUUCCAUAGGCAUGUUUCCAUAGGCAUGUUUCCAUAGGCAUGUUUCCAUAGGCAUGUUUCCAUAGGCAUGUUUCCAUAGGCAUGUUUCCAAGCACAAUGUAGAAUACUAUCAUUCAUUUCUUUGUAUACAAAGACAAUCAUUGCUAUGUAUGUUUAUUUGAAAUAUGAACGUAUUAUAAAGUCAACUAAUUUUAACAAGUGAUCUAAUUGUCUUCCUCACACAAAGUUUGACAAGUGCCAGGUACUGAGUGUCACAUGAAAUACUGAGUGCAACCUCAAGUGCUGAGGGCCCCAUAAGGAAUUAAUUUUAAUCAAAUAAUGACCCCAACCUUGCUUCAUAGUUGCCUCACAUGGAGUUGCCUCACACAGAGUAAUUUCAUACAGAGUAGCCCCACACAGUGUAGCCCACACAGAGUUGUUCAAUCCCUGUAACAAAAUCUUUGAAUGUCCUGUGAUGAGAAGAGCCUUCCAUUUAAAGUUGGAGGACUUUGUUCUGACCUUCUUCUGAUAUUCUUUUCUACUAUUUAAUUAGGUGUUUAUUUUACACACUCUAACAUGGCUCUGUGAAUUUUUUAAUACAUUGGUGUAUUUCAGGUGGUAUCACAACACCAGUUACCUUUGUUAACACUAACGAUCAUUUUACCAUUCCACACACCUUUGACCUCUUGAAUUAUCUUUGUUCACACUAUGAUUACUCAAUCAUACAUAGUGUUUUUUAAAAACAAACUUUUUUCACCCUUCUGUCCUAUCAUAACUCAGACAUCUGGCUAACAGUGUAUAGGGGCUCACAAAAUUCACAUCAGUUUGUGACUAACAUACAAUGAUUCUUUAAGGCAUCUCUAGGGGGGUGGUGGUGUGCAUUCACUGAUCAGUUUGUGACUAACAUACAAUGAUUCUUUAAGGUCAUUAAUUCACACAAAUUAAAUUAAAUAUAACACAGAUUGGGUGUUUAAUUCAUUUGUUCAAUAAUACAAAAAUUUACUGGUAAAACAUUGUUAAACAUUCUAUUGACCAUUCAGUAAUAACAUCGAUAACAAACCUUUGCAAUUUCGCUAAUCGCUCAAUAAUUUGUCACAUUUUUCAAAACGUUUUUGAAUAACCAUUGGUUUGAUAAUUUAAUUAAACUUUAUUAGUCCUGUAAUGUUUCAUUUAGUUUUGUUGUAAUUCUUAAAUUUCAAAUUGUAUUUGAGAGGCCUAAGCCUGACAUACAGAAAAAAUGUUUGUAUUUUUUCUAUUCCCAUAUGGCAGUGGUGCCAUUGUAUGAGCUGGCCCUGGGGGGUCAUUAUGCUUAAUUUUGAGGCUGGCAGACGAUUCCCCCCUCCCUCCCCCCCUCCCCCCCCCCCGAUCAAAUUGCCAAACAGAAAAAAUGUUUGUAUUUUUUCUAUUCCCUGAUGGCAGUGGUGCCAUUGUAUGAGCUGGCCCUGGGGGGUCAUUAUGCUUAAUUUUGAGGCUGACAGACGAUUCCCCCCUCCCUCCCCCCCUCCCCCCCCCCGAUCAAAUUGCCAGAAGGAAAUAUUCAUUGACUAUUCCUUGAAUCUAAAAAUUAAAAAAUUUUGAUACUUCUUUGUGAUGUGUUUUUUUCACCUAAUUACUGUAAAAAGCUAGUUGAUAAUGUUUUGGAGAUUGACACAAUAGUACUUGUUUUGGUGCUGACAUUAAACACUGCUCAAUGAUCAGUAUGCUAUAUUCAUUUGAAAUUGUCUGAUAGAAACACUGCUCUCUUACCUUGAACCUAAGCAAGAAUCAAUACCUGCUACUAAUCCUUGGUAAUACAAAUACAAAAGCAUGAAUAGGUUUCUGAUUGGCACCCUCUUCUUUAACUCUCCACAGCUUGGACCUUGGUUAGCUGUUGAAAUCCCUGACCUUAUACAAAGGGGAGUAGUCAUACAUAAAGGAAAUGUCAAUGAGUAA
Lymnaea stagnalis (great pond snail) is the source of this 12361-nucleotide messenger RNA. The record is from the annotation of a GenBank genome assembly. Lineage: Eukaryota; Metazoa; Mollusca; Gastropoda; Lymnaeidae.